Molecule: messenger RNA, 572 nt
Organism: Drosophila hydei
Lineage: Eukaryota; Metazoa; Arthropoda; Insecta; Diptera; Drosophilidae
Exons: 1
Coding region: 52-522 (156 amino acids)
Source: RefSeq, a predicted model, not a curated record
CUUCGUAGUUAGUCUUUAAUGAGAAUUUGGGCAGAGUAAACGUGUUUUAGCAUGCUAUCAAUUCAGAUGAAGCCAGUUUUACGCAUCGCCGUGCCCGUGCUGCUGCUGUGGAUGCACUUCUCGUUGGCCACAUGCGAUGCGAAUGACGUACUUAACAAAACUUACAAGACUUAUCCAAUUGCAGCCGAAUCUACAACAACGGAGCACAGCAAAGUAAGCGACGAGUCGAAGCUGGUAGCAGGCUUGCCAUUACAAAAGAAUGCGACCAGCCAAUUCCCGGUGCAUAAAAGCCAAAAGAUGCACCAAAUUAAGAAGCUCGACGAGAACAGCGACCUCCCCACAGUACGGUCAGUGCCCAUGGAGAAAGCUGCUGCAACUGAGCAGCCCAAAGAGAUGGAAGUUGAAAUAUCGAAAAUUGAUGCGCCGAUCGCUGAAAUAGGACCACGCAUCACACUGGACUCGCUGCCCAUCUGCGGGGAAGGCUUGAAGCUCUUUGGAAACAAUUGUCGCAAGGAGGCCUAAAGCGCUUAAUAAUAAAUACGAAUGCAACAAGCUUGUGUUUUGAUGGCCGC